AUGCCCGCACACAUCCCACGUAGCGAAUAUGAGGGUAAUCUCCACCCUAUCGUUCCCAAGUCCGUCACCCGCCCUGACAUUGUAAAUCACGAACACGCGAGCGAUGCGACACGCUACCUCCUGCCCGUGCUGUUCACUAGCCACCAAGGAACGCAGCUUGUAAUGAGGUAUCCAGGCUUCGGCGUAAUACAUAUCCUUGAAGGAGAGAUACAGUAUGAGGAUAUGGUUACGCCAGGUGGUCCCCCUACUAUAAUGAGAGCCGGUUCGGUGGCCUACUUCGAGCCUAAUUCGUGUGUUAGGUGGCAUUGUGCCUCGGCAUCUGGAGCACAGGGCUUUGGAGUAUUCGAUGUACCGGUUUCUGUCAAGAGCUGCGAUGAAUUUGUGGUUUCAAACUAG
This is a messenger RNA of Psilocybe cubensis, 396 nucleotides long. RefSeq lists its product as uncharacterized. The record is from RefSeq and is a predicted model, not a curated record. Lineage: Eukaryota; Fungi; Basidiomycota; Agaricomycetes; Agaricales; Agrocybaceae. The transcript is spliced from 4 exons. The coding region runs from base 1 to 396 and encodes 131 amino acids.